Lucilia cuprina (Australian sheep blowfly) is the source of this 697-nucleotide messenger RNA. Its product is annotated as venom protease-like. The transcript has 2 exons. The coding region runs from base 16 to 495 and encodes 159 amino acids. The record is from RefSeq and is a predicted model, not a curated record. Lineage: Eukaryota; Metazoa; Arthropoda; Insecta; Diptera; Calliphoridae. Gene Ontology annotation, biological process: proteolysis. Gene Ontology annotation, molecular function: serine-type endopeptidase activity.
AUUCACUACAUGUAAAUGACGUUUGCCCCUCUUUCCCAUUUAUAUUUUCCAGAAUUCAUUUCUCCCAUCUGCAUGCCAAUCACACCGGAAUUGAGGCAAAAAUCCUAUGUACGUUACACUCCCUUCGUCAUAGGCUGGGGUAAAACAAUGGAGGGUGGUACCUCUUCCAACGUUCUGCAAGAAUUACAAAUUCCCAUCUAUGACAAUCAAGUGUGUAGAGAUCGUUAUAAACAGCAAAAUCGCCUCUUUACCGAAAAUCAAUUUGAUAGAGCUGUUUUAUGCGCGGGUGUACUAUCCGGGGGUAAGGAUACCUGUCAGGGAGAUUCUGGUGGCCCUCUUAUGAUACCAGAGAAUUAUGGCAACAAUGUGCGUUUCUAUUUAAUUGGUGUUGUAUCGUAUGGUAUUGGUUGUGCCCGUCCCGAGAUUCCUGGUGUUUAUUCGAGUACACAGUUCUUCAUUGAUUGGAUUGCACAAAAAGUAGCUGAUACUCCUUAAGUUUUUUUAUUUUUGGCCAUUUUUGCCUUUAUGUAAUAUUUAUGUGUGUUUUUUAUUAUUUUUUUAAUAAUUUUAAGUCUCCAUUUUAGUUUAAGUAAUAUGUAGAGUGAGAGAUUAUUUAUACAGAUUUAUGUUAUUUUGUCUUCGUUUUGAUUUUUUAUUUUUCAUAUUUUUUAAUAAAACUUUUUUCAUUUAUUUAAAA